AUGGCCCAUUCAGAUUCAGACUCGUCCACGAUGCGUCCAAAUCCAAAGCAACUGGUCGACUUCUUCUCUCGCUCGCUCACGUCCUUUCACUCAUCGCCGGAUGUCUUUCGCAUCCUCUGCACGCUGCCACAUGCCGGCGCGGAGCCGGUCUCGCGGCCGGCAUCGGGAGUGCGCAGGUUAGUGGUUUUGGAUUCAAGUUUUAAUCCGCCGACGAGGGCGCAUGCGGAGAUGGCGAGGUCUGCGCUGAAGUGGGCUUCUUCGUCGUCGUCAUACUCGGAGGGCGCUUCUUUUUCUUCUUCGUCGCACUCGGAUGGGACGAGGCUGAUGCUGUUGCUGAGCGUAAACAACGCGGACAAGGCACCCAAGCCGGCGAGUUUCCCGGUGCGGCUGGGGAUGAUGGAGGGGUUCGGGCGGGAUCUGCUGGGGAGUCUGGGGGAUGUCGGGACGGAGAUUGACCUGGCGGUUACGACGAUGCCGUAUUUCCACGACAAGGCGAGGGUGAUAAGCGAGAGCUGGAUGUAUUCUUCUUCUUCGGAGGGGCGGGAGCCGGAACAAGUGUUUCUGGCGGGGUUUGAUACUGUGAUUCGGAUAUUCAAUCCAAAGUACUAUGGGGACGGGGGCAUGAGGGCGGCGCUGGGGCCGUUUUUUGAGAGGGCGAGGUUGAGGGUGACGAUGAGGACGGAUGAUGAGUGGGGAGGAGAGGAGGAGCAGAGGGAGUAUGUGAGGGGGUUGGGAGAGGGGAGGUUGGACGAUGUUGGGGGGGAUGUUGCGUGGGCUGGGAGGGUUGAUUUGGUGGAGGGGAGGGGGGAUGGGGUGAGUAGUUCGAAGGUGAGGGAUAUGGUGAAGAGAGGGGAGAAGGAGGGGCUGGAGAGGUUGGUUGAUGGGGAGGUGAUGGGUUGGAUUGAGGGAGAGGGGUUGUAUAGGGAAUAG
Molecule: messenger RNA, 930 nt
Organism: Trichoderma aggressivum f. europaeum
Lineage: Eukaryota; Fungi; Ascomycota; Sordariomycetes; Hypocreales; Hypocreaceae
Exons: 1
Coding region: 1-930 (309 amino acids)
Cellular component (GO): nucleus; cytoplasm
Molecular function (GO): ATP hydrolysis activity; nicotinamide-nucleotide adenylyltransferase activity
Source: RefSeq, a predicted model, not a curated record